This is a messenger RNA of Ipomoea triloba (trilobed morning glory), 1115 nucleotides long. Its product is annotated as tropinone reductase homolog. Bases 67 to 867 code for a protein of 266 amino acids. The transcript has 5 exons. Gene Ontology annotation, molecular function: oxidoreductase activity. Lineage: Eukaryota; Viridiplantae; Streptophyta; Magnoliopsida; Solanales; Convolvulaceae. The record is from RefSeq and is a predicted model, not a curated record.
ACUAUAUAUGUGUGUGUAUUGCUAGUAUAGGAUACAUGUCCAAUCCAGUGAGUUCAUAAAAAUUAAAUGGCAGAAAUUGAACACAAGAGUGGAGAUGGAAGGUGGUCUCUUAAGGGCAUGAAUGCCCUAGUAACCGGCGGCACCCAAGGCAUAGGGUAUGCCAUAGUAGAGGAAUUGGCGGGUUUUGGGGCGAGCAUUUAUACGUGCACGCUUAAUCAGGAUGAUCUGAAUAAAUGCUUACAAGAAUGGAAAACUAAGGGAUAUAAAGUAAUGGGUUCAGUAUGCGACUUGUCAUUGAGAUCUGAAACCCAGCAGCUAAUGGAGAAAGUUUCAGACUAUUUUAAUGGGAAGCUUCAUAUUCUUGUGAAUAAUGCUGCAACAGCUAUUACAAAGAAAAGUACUGAAUUCAGUGCUGAGGAUUACUCAUUGUUAAUGAGUACUAAUUUUGAGGCACCCUACCAUUUGUCUCAACUUUCACACCCUCUUCUAAAGGCAACUGGGCAUGGAAGCAUUGUGUUUAUCUCUUCUGUUGCUGGGAAUUUUGGAGUGCCGUAUGUUUCUCUCUACUCUGGAUCCAAAGGAGCAAUAAAUGGUGUGACAAAGAGUCUGGCGUGUGAGUGGGCGAAAGACGGGAUUCGUGUUAAUGCUGUGGCUCCAUGGAUAAUCGACACUCCACUUAAGGAUACAGCUUUGACAGUUUAUAAAGCAGGAGAAAUAGAGAGCGCAAUAGAAAGAACUCCAAUAAGCAGGGUAGGAAAGGCUAAUGAAAUCUCAUCAGUUGUUGCCUUCUUGUGUUUACCAGCUGCUUCUUGGCUCACUGGACAAAUCAUCACUGUGGAUGGGGGCAAAACUGCCAAUGCCUUUUAGUUAUCCACUACUUUUUUUUUUUUUUUUAAAGUCUGUUUGAUGUUAGUGUCUUUUAUAUAUUUAAGAAUAAUCACACAUAGUGUGCCUGUUGCACACGAUAUUGUGAAGAUAAGUAUAAAAAAAUUUUCAUAUUUCAUAAUAUGAAGAGUCUAUUAAAUAAAUGGUUUAUUUUAGUGUAUCAAUAAUGUACUUUGUUUUCUUCCCAAACAAUGGUGGAGUAAGAAAUUAAAAUUUUAUUAUGGGGCAUA